GCCAAGUGCCGGAUGAGGAGCCGCGGAGGGGAAGUCGGGCCGCCGCCGCCGCCCCGCCGCCAUGGGGAACCGCGGCAUGGAGGAGCUGAUCCCGCUGGUGAACAAGCUGCAGGACGCCUUCAGCUCCAUCGGGCAGAGCUGCCACCUCGACCUGCCGCAGAUCGCCGUGGUGGGCGGGCAGAGCGCGGGCAAGAGCUCGGUGCUCGAGAACUUCGUGGGCCGGGACUUCCUUCCCCGUGGCUCCGGCAUCGUCACCCGGCGGCCGCUCAUCCUGCAGCUCAUCUUCUCCAAGACAGAAUACGCUGAGUUUUUGCACUGCAAAUCCAAAAAGUUCACGGACUUCGACGAGGUGCGGCAGGAGAUCGAAGCGGAGACCGACCGGGUGACGGGCACCAACAAAGGCAUCUCCCCCAUCCCCAUCAACCUCCGCGUCUACUCGCCGCACGUGCUGAACCUGACGCUGAUCGACCUCCCGGGGAUCACCAAGGUGCCGGUGGGGGACCAGCCGCAGGACAUCGAGUACCAGAUCAAGGACAUGAUCCUGCAGUUCAUCAGCAGGGAGAGCAGCCUGAUCCUCGCCGUGACGCCCGCCAACAUGGACCUGGCCAACUCGGACGCGCUCAAGAUGGCCAAAGAAGUGGAUCCCCAAGGCUUGCGGACGAUCGGGGUGAUCACCAAGCUGGACCUGAUGGACGAAGGCACGGACGCCAGGGACGUACUGGAGAACAAGCUGCUUCCUCUGCGCAGAGGCUACAUCGGCGUCGUCAACCGGAGCCAGAAGGACAUCGACGGCAAGAAGGACAUCCGGGCGGCGCUGGCGGCCGAGCGCAAGUUCUUCCUCUCCCACCCCGCCUACCGGCACAUGGCCGACCGCAUGGGCACCCCGCACCUGCAGAAGGUCCUCAACCAGCAACUGACCAACCACAUUCGGGAGACGCUGCCCUCGCUGCGCAGCAAGCUGCAGAGCCAGCUGCUCUCGCUGGAGAAGGAGGUGGAGGAGUACAAGAACUUCCGCCCCGACGACCCCACGCGCAAAACCAAAGCUUUGCUGCAAAUGGUCCAGCAGUUCGGCGUGGACUUCGAGAAGCGCAUCGAAGGUUCGGGAGACCAGGUGGACACGCUCGAGCUCUCCGGGGGUGCCCGAAUCAACCGCAUUUUCCACGAGAGGUUCCCUUUUGAGCUCGUGAAGAUGGAGUUCGACGAGAAGGACUUGAGGCGAGAAAUCAGCUACGCCAUCAAGAACAUCCACGGCGUGAGGACGGGGCUCUUCACCCCGGACCUGGCGUUCGAGGCCAUCGUGAAGAAGCAGGUGGUGAAGCUGAAGGAGCCCUGCCUGAAGUGUGUCGACCUGGUGAUUCAGGAGCUCAUCAACACGGUCAGGCAGUGCACCAGUAAGCUCGGUUCCUACCCCAGGCUGCGGGAGGAGACGGAGAGGAUCGUCACCACGCACAUCAGGGAGCGGGAGGGCAAAACCAAGGACCAGAUCCUGCUGCUGAUCGACAUCGAGCUCUCCUACAUCAACACCAACCACGAAGACUUCAUCGGGUUUGCCAACGCGCAGCAGAGGAACACGCAGACCAACAAGAAGCGAGCCGUCCCCAACCAGGUGAUCCGCAGGGGCUGGCUGACCAUCAACAACAUCAGCAUCAUGAAGGGCGGCUCCAAGGAGUACUGGUUCGUGCUGACCGCCGAGUCCCUCUCCUGGUACAAGGACGAGGAGGAGAAGGAGAAGAAGUACAUGCUGCCCCUGGACAACCUGAAGAUCCGGGACGUGGAGAAGGGCUUCAUGUCCAACAAGCACGUCUUCGCCAUCUUCAACACCGAGCAGAGGAACGUCUACAAAGACCUCCGCCAGAUCGAGCUGGCCUGCGACUCCCAGGAGGACGUGGACAGCUGGAAAGCCUCCUUCCUCCGGGCGGGCGUUUACCCGGAGAAAGACCAAACGGAGAACGAGGACGGCGCCCAGGAGAACACCUUCUCCAUGGACCCCCAGCUGGAGCGGCAGGUGGAGACCAUCCGCAACCUCGUCGACUCCUACGUGGGCAUCAUCAACAAGUCCAUCCGCGACCUCAUGCCAAAGACCAUAAUGCACCUCAUGAUAAAUAAUACCAAGGAUUUCAUCCACUCGGAGCUCCUGGCCUACCUGUACUCGUCCGCCGACCAGAGCAGCCUGAUGGAGGAGUCGGCGGACCAGGCGCAGCGGCGGGACGAGAUGCUGCGCAUGUACCACGCGCUGAAGGAGGCGCUCAGCAUCAUCGGGGACAUCAGCACCAGCACCGUCUCCACGCCCGUGCCCCCGCCGGUGGACGACACGUGGCUGCAGACCGGCAGCGGGCACAGCCCCCCGCCUCAGCGCAGACCCGUCUCGGCCGUCCUGCCGCCGGGCCGGCCGCCGGCCGUGCGGGGCCCGACGCCGGGGCCUCCGCUCAUCCCCAUCCCCGCGGGGGGGCCGUCCCCGUUCACGGCUCCCCCCAUCCCCUCGCGCCCCGGACCCCAAAACGUCUUCGCUGCUCCCAACGACCCCUUCUCAGCCCCUCCGCAGAUCCCCUCGCGGCCGGCGCGCAUCCCCCCCGGCAUCCCUCCAGGCGUGCCCAGCAGGAGACCCCCGGCGGCGCCCAACCGGCCGACCAUCAUCCGCCCGGCCGAGCCCUCGCUCCUCGAUUAA
Cygnus atratus (black swan) is the source of this 2665-nucleotide messenger RNA. RefSeq names its product dynamin 2 (gene DNM2). The transcript has 20 exons. The record is from RefSeq and is a predicted model, not a curated record. Gene Ontology annotation, cellular component: membrane; cytoplasm; microtubule. Bases 62 to 2665 code for a protein of 867 amino acids. Lineage: Eukaryota; Metazoa; Chordata; Aves; Anseriformes; Anatidae. Gene Ontology annotation, molecular function: microtubule binding; GTPase activity; GTP binding.